Molecule: messenger RNA, 2890 nt
Organism: Orbicella faveolata
Lineage: Eukaryota; Metazoa; Cnidaria; Anthozoa; Scleractinia; Merulinidae
Source: RefSeq, a predicted model, not a curated record
AAAAUUUAAGUUACCUAGUCUCCCUUGUGCCUCUAGUUUUUGUUUAGUUUUCUUUACCCAUGAUAAUCAAUGUCAGUGAUUACAAAGUCCACCGAAUACAGAUCAGGGCAAGCUCCUUGCUCAUGGUAAUUACCUGGAGUUACACUGUGCGUGGCAUGACCUGUGGCCUGUUUUAAUUACUGAAACUCAUUUUGCUUAGAGAAAAUUAUACAUGUACGAUGUUUGUUUGCCCUAAACUUUUGCAACGCUUUACUCUGAAGGGAGCGAAAAAUAAUUAUUUUUUUAACUGAGAGACGCCAUCAAUUCAAAGUGCACAUAUAUAUAUAUUUUUUGGUUUUCCUGUUGUAAACUCACUCCGAGAUGACCUUUGUUUGUUAUGAAAUGUGUGAGCCGCUACCUUGAAAAAGAAUUUAUCAUUCAAAUGGCCAAGCAAAUAAAAAAGCUUUUUCGGCUUGUUUUUAGAAUGGAGUGAUGUAAUACCCAAGGGGAGUGUAUGUUUUCAUUUUUUGAACUACAUUCCAUCACACACCAAAUUUAAAAACCAUUAUCAAUGCGACAGUGAAUGUUUAACAGAUCUGUAUGUUUUAUACACAUUUGAAGGAUGGCAUAAAAUUGUUUUCAAACUAGAGAUGACAACAGUAACAAUUAUAGUACAAAGAAAAUAGCCUCCGUUUCCACGCACUUCCAAAAGCGCCGAUAUGUAUGUAUUGUUUUUUGGGUACCUGGUCUUAUGGCUUGAAAAUUCUGAAGGUACGCAAGCGUAAAAAAUAUGUUUUGUGGCUUGUUUUGAAAAGAGUGAUGUAAUACUCUAGGGACGGAACGAACUUUUUCUAUUUUCAAACUAAAUGUCAUUACACAGGUCUAAAUUUGAGACUCAGUCUCAAUCCAUGGUUUUAAGUCGAAAAAACCUCAGAAUUUGACGACGUUUAACAUCAGACGAUGGCAUAGAAAAUAUUUUCGAAGCAAGCGAGUCUAAAAACUCAUUUAUUGGUUUCAAAAGGAUGCAAGAUUGUGCAAGUUCAGGUUAGAUUUUUAGCCUUUUGUCCACCGAAAUAAAACAAAGAUUUGCUUUUGUUUUAAUUUGGCCACUUUUGUUCUGGUGGCACCACAUCGGAAUUUUUUUCAUUUAAAUUCAUUGAAAGCACUGUGCAUUAGAUGAAGCAUCAAAACAAUGCCAUCGACAAGUUACAAGGACAGUCAAAUCGAGAUGGCACUAGCGAUGUUGAACAACCAUUCAUUUCUUUUGCAUUCCAGCUUAUUAAUUCAGUUGUAGGUAGGCGGCACUUUUGUCCAGGCUAAUUAACUUGGUUUCAGCUAACAAUGGCCAUUCAACUAAGUGUUGAGUAUUAUGUAAUUAAAUGCCAGCAUAAAAAAUGGGCGUUUGAUUAAUGCGUCCUUCAGUUCUAGGGACCGGGUCUUAAAGGACACUCCAGAGCUGCUUUCCAACUACGAUUCACUCCAAACACCGCAAUGAAGACUCUUCUGGUCGCUUUGCUCUUCUGCCAAGUCGUGGUGAAAAGUUAUUCACUUUCGCGUUUUGAGGAGGUGACGGCUGCGAAGUUGACGGAGUUAAAACGGGAAUGGAAAGAAGUCGAGGAGUCCAACUCAAAACUAACAGCAAAACUUGCAGAGCUCUUUGAUGAAGGAGAAAAAGGAUCUGGAGUGGAACCUGGUCCUGGACCGUUAGAGGAAGAGGAAUUGAAAGCCCUCCAUGAAAUUGUUGACGCGCUUCGUAAGCACAUCAUACCUACAGUCGUUAAGGCCUCAAAACAAAGAGAUGAGGAGAGUAAAGAAUAUGCUGGCAAAUUGGUGGAAUUGUUGAAAGGCGAUGCCGACAGAAAGGAAUUAAAGCAAGCACUUGGUAAAACUGUGAUAGAAAUGCACGGAAAGUGCGACAAGAUCCAGGCAGGCUUCCUGAAAUUGGCGAAUGAAUCAGGCUUGUUGAGUCAUUUGAAAGAGAAACUGGGAUCAGAUGAAGAAGAGAAUGAAUUGGAAAAAAUAAAAGAAUUGCUCGAAAGUGAUGAAGAAAACGAUUUCUUUGAGGCGUUGGAGAAAAUGGGAUCAAAAGGCAAAAGUGCUAAUCAAGCUUUAAAAGCCUUCAUAAUCAUAAAUAAACUGUUUUCGAAGGCCACUUGCGGAAAUCCAGCUAACGCAUUGGUCGACCGAAUUGAUGAAAGAAUAAGCGGAGAAGAUCCAGCUGAUCCCUUCCCUGAUCUACCAGACAGAAUCAUUUCAUUGCUCGGCCUGGGUGAUAUCAAACCUCCAAAAGCAUGCAAAAAGCGUAAGGCUUUGGUGGAAAAAAAUGACCAGACUCCAGAUUCUCCUAAAGAGAAAAUGCUCAGGCUCUUUCUUCAAGCGCCCAAGGAUAUCCUUUGCAAAGAUGUACCUGUUGCCAAACGUUACCUGGAUAUCAUUAUGAAGGCAAACGAACUUGGCAAAAAGAUCGGUUUCCUAAAGACUGUGGACACAGCGGAACAAUUCGCCCGAAUUAAGAAGAUCAAAAACCUCAUCGGGCAAGGUCGUUAUGCAGAGGCGGCCAUGCUAGUGGGCGAAACGGCCUUGGAGGAUCUCAGAAAAGGACUACUGAUUGGUCUGACCGUGAAGAAGACAAAGAGGUUGCCUAAGCUGAAACCGACACUGCCAUUGCCGUUCAAACCCAAGGGACCCAAAGAGCUAUUUGACUUGGACAACAUGAUGAGUGCGAGAAGACAGUGAUGCCAAUAUCAAGCAAGCACUAUGAUUUUGCACUACAUGCAGUUUGAUGUGACAAGCCACGACAAGUCCAUGAUAAUUUCAUAAUUUUCGGCGUUUUUGUACGUAUACAUGUAUAAACUUAUAUCGGAACCUGAUCGUUCGAAAUGAGCGUAAAAUAAAAUACAAAGAAACAUGA